Molecule: messenger RNA, 1425 nt
Organism: Xenia sp. Carnegie-2017
Lineage: Eukaryota; Metazoa; Cnidaria; Anthozoa; Malacalcyonacea; Xeniidae
Product: cyclic GMP-AMP synthase-like
Source: RefSeq, a predicted model, not a curated record
ACUAAUUACAACUUCAAUUUCAACAGCAUGAAAGCUGUGCAUAUUUUUAUUGACAUGGAAUAUUGUUCAGUCUAUCAUUUAACACAAAACUAGAGAAGUUCGUGCGUGAAUUCACCGGUGCUAUUUUAUGGAAAAAUAACCAAACAUAAUUAUUUUUAAUAUCCUAUCAUCUGUGCCAGUAAUCAACAAUGCCAAAUACGUUGGACGCCGGAAAGAAAAAAGAUAUUUUAUCUUCAGAGACAAGAAAAACAUUACUUGACGGAGAUCAGCUUGCUGUUGCUCUAAAUGAAUAUUAUGAAAAUCAAGUUCGUGCAGGUGUCGAAAGAAGGGAAAUUUGUGAAAGAAUUGCGCAGUCUGUCAUUGAUAAAAUAUUCAAGAAGAUUCAAACGGCAGAUAAUCGUUUUCGAGAAAAAAGUGUCGUAAGCCAGGGCAUUCCUUGUAACGGAUUACAUGCAGAGCAAUUAAUUCAUUUAGAUAUAUUGAUCCAGUUAUCUUUAGGAAAGAGUUGCCCUGUGCUUUUCAAGACAACACAUGAAAACUUGAAUUUGUUACCAGACUCUAGUACAAUGUGGAAAGAUUGUCUAUCAAAAAACGGUUUUCUCUCUGCAGAUAAAAUUUGUAGAUUACUACGCUUCUAUGUAUGGAAAUCUGUUAAAGUUUUUAAUUGUUAUAUUAAAAGUGGUGCUCACGAAAAGAUUCCCAACGACCUUAGAAGUAUAGUUAUGAAAGAUGGAGAAGAAAUAAAAUUGGUAAUUAAUAUGAUGAUUAUUAACCUCCUGCCGGCGUUUGUAUUGCCUGAUUCACGAAUGGACCCUUCGAGACAAGAUUGUCCCAGUACAUCGCAUGUUGUGUGUAAACCGUACAUUAAUGCUUCAUCGAGAAAAAUCAAAAUGGUUUGGAAAUGGUCUUAUUUUGUUGCAGAAAAAAAUAGAAUUCGAUCAUUUUCAGGGCCUGGUUGUCAAAUCCAGUUACUACGGAUAUUCACAGAAAUCAGAGAUAGUCAAAGCGGACUGCGCAUGCUUUCAUACUAUCAUCUAAAGCAUGUCUUGUUUCAUGUGACACAUCGUGUUAGCGACGUGAAAGAAUGGGCUAGUGAAAAUAUUUCUGCACGUUUUACCGAUUUCUUGGAAAGUUUGUUGAGUUUCCUGCAAUCUGAAUACUUACCUCAUUAUUUUAUGCAACCUCCAGAUUUUGAUUCAGUGAACUUGUUUGAAGGCCUGGACGCUUAUUGUCUUGAAAGAAUUGCCGAGUCGGUUGAAAAAAUUCUACACAAUCCGUUUCAAUCAUUGAAUUUUGACAAAAGUGAGCGUGAAUAAUCAUAGCAUAACAUCUCUCCUUAAACAGCUGUAAAUUAAUUAUGUUUUUAAUUGAAACCUAAUGAAAGGAACUGAACAAUAUGUAAUUAAUAAACUAUUGAAAAGUAUA